GUCCUGCGGGUGGCUGGAGGCUGGGGAGGCUCUGGAACCUGGGGUGGGAGUGGGAGUGUGAGGUGAGCGGAGCCGCCGAGGGAGGCGACGGGCUGCCGGGCGCCCCAGUCUAUGGAGCGGGGUAAGAUGGCGGAGGCGGAGAGUCUGGAGACAGCGGCGGAGCACGAGCGGAUCCUGCGGGAGAUCGAGAGCACCGACACGGCCUGCAUCGGGCCCACGCUCAGGUCUGUCUAUGAUGGUGAGGAACACGGACGAUUCAUGGAGAAACUUGAAACUCGCAUCCGCAAUCAUGAUCGAGAAAUUGAGAAAAUGUGCAACUUUCACUACCAGGGCUUUGUGGACUCUAUAACUGAACUGCUGAAAGUGAGAGGAGAAGCUCAGAAACUCAAAAAUCAAGUGACGGAUACUAAUAGAAAACUACAGCAUGAGGGAAAGGAACUGGUAAUAGCAAUGGAAGAGCUGAAGCAGUGUCGACUACAACAGAGAAAUAUUUCUGCCACUGUUGAUAAAUUAAUGCUGUGUCUUCCAGUCCUGGAGAUGUAUAGCAAACUAAGGGACCAGAUGAAAACUAAAAGGCAUUAUCCUGCACUGAAAACUCUGGAACAUCUAGAGCAUACCUAUCUGCCUCAAGUAAGCCACUAUCGAUUCUGCAAGGUGAUGGUGGAUAACAUCCCCAAGCUUCGAGAAGAAAUUAAGGAUGUCUCUAUGUCUGAUCUCAAAGACUUUCUGGAAAGUAUCCGCAAACAUUCAGACAAAAUUGGAGAGACUGCCAUGAAGCAAGCCCAACAGCAAAGAAACCUGGAUAACAUCGUCUUGCAACACCCUAGAAUAGGUAGCAAGAGAAAAUUGAAGAAAGAUGCAUAUACAAUUUUUGAUACAGAGCUAGAAAGCACUAGCCCCAAGUCUGAACAGGAUUCAGGAAUUCUGGAUGUUGAAGAUGACGAUGAUGAUGAAGAGGUACCUGGAGCCCAAGAUUUGGUGGAUUUCUCUCCUGUUUAUCGAUGUCUACACAUAUAUUCUGUCCUGGGUGCCCGGGAAACAUUUGAGAACUAUUACCGAAAACAGAGGCGAAAACAGGCCCGCUUGGUGCUCCAGCCUCCGUCUAACAUGCAUGAAACUUUAGAUGGCUACAGGAAAUACUUUAAUCAAAUUGUAGGCUUUUUUGUGGUUGAAGAUCAUAUUUUACAUACAACCCAGGGCUUAGUAAACAGAGCCUACAUUGAUGAACUAUGGGAAAUGGCACUGUCAAAAACCAUCGCAGCACUCCGUACCCACUCGUCUUACUGCUCUGAUCCAAACCUCGUGCUAGAUUUGAAGAACCUCAUUGUGCUUUUUGCUGAUACACUUCAGGUUUAUGGUUUUCCCGUAAAUCAGCUUUUUGACAUGCUCUUAGAAAUCAGAGAUCAAUACAGUGAAACUUUGCUGAAGAAGUGGGCAGGUAUUUUCAGAAACAUACUUGAUUCCGACAACUAUAGUCCCAUACCAGUAACAAGUGAAGACAUGUAUAAAAAGGUGGUAGGACAAUUCCCAUUCCAAGAUAUUGAGCUGGAAAAGCAACCAUUUCCAAAAAAGUUUCCUUUCUCUGAAUUUGUGCCAAAAGUUUACAACCAAAUUAAAGAAUUUAUCUACGCCUGUCUAAAAUUUUCAGAAGAUCUUCAUCUAAGCUCAACUGAAGUUGAUGACAUGAUACGAAAAUCUACAAACCUGUUGCUAACCAGGACUCUGAGCAACUCUCUACAGAAUGUUAUUAAAAGGAAGAACAUUGGACUUACUGAGCUUGUCCAGAUUAUUAUUAAUACAACACACUUGGAGAAAUCCUGUAAAUACUUGGAAGAAUUCAUCACCAAUAUCACUAAUGUGCUUCCAGAGACAGUCCAUACCACUAAGCUCUAUGGCACCACGACUUUUAAGGAUGCCAGACAUGCAGCUGAAGAAGAGAUCUAUACCAAUUUAAAUCAGAAGAUCGACCAGUUUCUACAGCUGGCUGACUAUGACUGGAUGACGGGAGAUUUGGGCAACAGGGCUAGUGACUACCUGGUGGACCUCAUUGCCUUUCUGCGUAGCACCUUUGCUGUGUUCACACACCUUCCUGGAAAGGUGGCUCAGACAGCAUGCAUGUCAGCGUGCAAGCAUUUAGCCACAUCCCUGAUGCAUCUUCUGCUGGAGGCCGAAGUAAGGCAGCUUACCUUGGGCGCAUUACAGCAGUUCAACUUGGAUGUCAGAGAAUGUGAACAGUUUGCCAGAUCCGGCCCGGUGCCUGGGUUCCAGGAGGACACGCUGCAGUUGGCCUUCAUCGACUUGAGACAACUUUUGGAUCUCUUCAUCCAGUGGGAUUGGUCGACCUACCUUGCGGACUAUGGUCAGCCCAACUGCAAGUACCUCCGGGUAAACCCCGUGACAGCGCUGACCCUGCUGGAGAAGAUAUCUAGAGAGAUGAAGGACACUAGCCGCAAGAACAACAUGUUUGCACAGUUUCGUAAAAAUGAGCGAGACAAGCAGAAGUUGAUUGACACGGUGGCCAAGCAGCUCCGCGGACUCAUCAGCAGCCACCACUCCUGAAGGCUGGCCUCGAGCCCCAGAGGCUGCUCGCUGCAGCCCCGCAGCCCGGGACCCGGCCCCGGCUGGCCCUGCAUUUGUGCAUUCUUCUUCAGAGAGAGAAAAUGUAUUUUUUUAAUAACCUAUGUACAGUAUUCGCAUAACCUUUCCCUAUAGUAGUAGAGGCACAAGAGGAAGCAAGCAUAUGAGAUAUUGCUAGGCCGGGGCUCAGGGGAGUUACUACUACACUGUGUUAUCUGAGGGACGGUGGUCGCCCAUCCCCGUGUGAUGGGCCAGCUUUCACCCACGGAGCUCAGGCCUGGGGCCCAGGACCACACAGACAAAAUGGGCAGUUGGCCCUGGGGUAGGAUGAGCCCACCAGAGGACAGUGCAGUGCAUUCCAUUCACUCCUGGGUGCCCACUCACCACCGAGGGGAGGUGGGUUCUUUGGGAUGCACGGGGAAGGCCUGGACAGCGUACUGCUUAGUCUGCUACAGAGCAGCCCACACUUCUGGGGGUGCAUCUCAGCCUGGGGACUGCCACCAGCUGGUGGACAAGCGCGGCACACGACACGACGGCAGCAUCACUCCUGUCCCCGUGCACAGCUGUUUCUGUAGCCCGGAUCUGCCCCGGCACCCCGACCGCUGACUUGCUGUGGCAGGGCAGCAUGGAGUGUGUGGGGGACGACGGGCCCGUGCCUGGCUGCUAGUCACCCCACACAGAAGGCCAGGGUGAAUGGAAUCAGAGCCUCAGUCCCUUCCCCAUUCAUCUCUUCUCCUUCUUUCAGGGUCGGGACGCUUGGUUCAGGGCCUAGGUCACCAGUUAUUACCGUAGGUCCUCACAGAGAGCCUCAGACCCCGGCUUCUGCAGCAGCCUCGCUGGGGUAGGUCCAACUCCAGAAGCCCGUACUCUACCCUUAGGGAGAACCUGAAGACUAUUUGACAUUGUUCCUCUGUGUGGUAAAAAUCAGCUUUCUGGCCGCCAUCUUUAAAGGAGUCACUAGCUCUGCCCUGUGGGGGCAGCCACAGCUGGACUGGCUGCCUCUAGUGAUGGGGCCACUGUCACCAUGAAGUCGACUCAGCCAGCACAGCUUGGGAUUUAUUGCCUGUGGCCCAAGUGUCCGUCACUGAGUCAUAUCCCGAAGAGUAUAUGACGCUCUUGCUCAGGCCCAAGGCUUCCGUCCUCCUCUGAGAUCCCCGUGGCCACCUUUUGGCCUUGUCUGAGAAAGAGUAUCUGUAACCCUAUUCCCCAGACUCUGGAGUUUGCACAGGGAACCGGAACCAGCUGGCCCGGAGACUGUCCCAGUGUCCCAGAUGCGCCCCUAGACUUAAUGCAAGGGCUUUGCUGUGAGGUCAGUCAGAGGAACCCGCACUUUGAAACACUGUGGGAAGAUGCUAUUAUGGCUACUGGCAAGAACGCAAUCGAGCAUCACCAAACAAUUACAGAUAAGCCACACAGGUGUUUCCAGUGUGGGUUAGUGGGAGGAGACUCUCAUCAAACAGAAUUCCUCACUGCCUUUGUCAGCCACCGAGUUGCUUCUGGGGAGGGCAGUGCUUCCUUCUUCAUCCCCUCCCCCGACUCCUCCUGAAUGCAUCACAACUGGAAAACCGCAGGGAGGCAGGCAGCCCCCUCCAAGCUGGGGGCAAGGGGCUGCCCGAGAGUUUGCAGAUGCCUCCUGAGGCCCUUCUUGGGGACUGGGUGGUGGGGCCGGGCUCUUAGGAUGGGGGUCAGGAGUGAGUGCUGCUGCCCAGAACUUCAUGAGCCAGGGAGAGGCAGGGGCCAUACGAGGGAAACCCCAGAUGCCAUCUCCCAAGCCUUGGAUUUUAUUGAAAAAGUGAGAAAUGGUUACACUAAUCUGAAGUCCUGUUGCUUAGAAAAGGCCCCCAACACCCUCCUCCACGAGUCCUCCGUUAGCAGCAGGUCCCUUCAGCUCUGAGCGCUGAGACAUUGAAGGGAGAAUGGGGCGACUCGUAGGUAUAUCACGAUUUUUGUCUUUUCCUCGGCAUCGCUGAUCUGGUCUCAAAACUGUGCUAGAGAGGACUCAGUGCCCAGGGCCGAUGGGUGAGGGUGGCCCUCACCUCGCUCCCAGAAGUCCCUCUGAGGACAAGGCCUGCUCCAGCCCGUGGCAGCGCUCUCCUUCCCUCAGUCUGCCCUCGGUCUGCCCUGACGGACCAGCGUGCUGCUGCCGGGCUGUCUGUGGAGACACACUCUUGGGGGGCAGGGGAAGGGAACAAAACAGGGACCGGUUGUUUGGGUGGGUGAAGUAGGAUUUUCUAGUUUUGUCUGCAGGCCUCUGGCUGGGCCAGCCCAUGAGAGGACCCAGGCAGAGGUGUGUGCCCGAGCCCCUCAGACUCCUUAGGCCCAGCCUCGGACGCCCAGAGAUGCCGAAGAGCCUGGAGGCCACAGGAAGGGGGUGAGAACGUGGGGGCUGGAAGCCUGCCUGCCUUCUAGUUGGCACGGACCCCUGACCAAGUUCUCAGGGACACUGGGUUCAUGUUCCCAGCUUGGGACGCAAGUGGUUUCAGUGGUAACAGAGGGAGCUUGCAGAGCUUUAACGUGCAUAGGGAAAUCCCUUCGAGUAGAUUGUAAAUGAAGCUGUUGGUGGGUGGGGAAAACCAGGACCCAGGGAUUGGAACCAGCAGAACCCCUGUUGGCAAAGGGGAUUAAAGCUUCCAGGGAGGGGUGUCAAGCUCCCCAGUGUUCCCCUUGCCUACUGGGCCUGACAGUCCCCAGGCCUCCACACCAGCCUACUUCCCUGCACACUUGACAUGGGCUUGCUCAGCCAGUCUCAGACCCAGGGCCCUCUACCCCCAGGACUGGCAUUGGCCAUAACCUUCCUCGUAAGGCCCCUGAGCACAUGCCCCGGGGCCAGCUGCAGAAACACCCCCCCCCCCCUUAGUCUCCCUCCUCCCAGGGUUCUCUUCCUGGCUGCUUCAUUUGCCUCUUUUUUCCCCCUCUUUUUAUUUUUUUGCCUGAAUUACAAUUACUUUUCCCUAAUGUGUUGGAAAUGGCCUUUUUAUUUUGCACAAACAGUUGCACAUUUACUGAGGAAGUUUGGGCGAGUCCAUGUUUAGCUCUAAAGGGAACUUUUAUAACAGUCACUAGUAAAGCUACUGAUGCAGACGGGCCUCGUGGUUGUUGGGAAACCUCCUGUGUGGAAAGAGCAUGUUUCUCCUCCUGUACAUGUCCCUCUUUUAACUGCUAUUAAACAAGAAAGCCUAUACACCUGUUUCA
Molecule: messenger RNA, 5769 nt
Organism: Phyllostomus hastatus (greater spear-nosed bat)
Lineage: Eukaryota; Metazoa; Chordata; Mammalia; Chiroptera; Phyllostomidae
Gene: EXOC6B
Product: exocyst complex component 6B
Exons: 23
Coding region: 112-2559 (815 amino acids)
Biological process (GO): intracellular protein transport; Golgi to plasma membrane transport; exocytosis
Cellular component (GO): membrane; exocyst
Source: RefSeq, a predicted model, not a curated record